This is a messenger RNA of Cladophialophora carrionii CBS 160.54, 2115 nucleotides long. RefSeq lists its product as uncharacterized. The coding region runs from base 1 to 2115 and encodes 704 amino acids. The record is from RefSeq and is a predicted model, not a curated record. Lineage: Eukaryota; Fungi; Ascomycota; Eurotiomycetes; Chaetothyriales; Herpotrichiellaceae. The transcript has a single exon.
AUGACUGAGACGUUUAGAGACCUAUAUGGAAUUGACUGGGAUACAGAAAAUACGCUCAGCAGCCGUGACAUUAAUUGCGCUCACCCCUCGCUAAAGGACCUCAGCGCGUCUGCUGCGGCUGCGGCCACCGCUGCAUACAUCCAGUCAUGGCUGUACUUUGGCCUCCUCGAAGCCAUCUGUGGCAGAGCAAUAUCCGUUUCCUACCUGACCAGACCAGAUACUGACGGCCAGGCGUGGAUGUACAGUCGGCACCUGGGGUUAUUGCUUGCGACGUGGAGGAAGGAACUGGAUGCAAUCGAGCAUGAAGCCCGGGAAGCCACUCUUCACGAAGCACGCGAUUGUGCCACCUUGGCAAGCACCAUUCUGCACGAAAUUCUCAGGGAAUCCACCAAAUCUGAUUUCUCGGAGCUUCGAACCUCCCUUCUGAGUGUCGAGCCUUGCCUUUCUGCUCUGCACGAGGCGAUCGUUGCCUUCGUGGAGAGAGAGUUGCGCAUGGAAGUCAGGUCAUUUGGGAGUUUCGAAGCAGGCCCGUUCGAGGUCUCGCGGCCAUACUCAGAAAGCCUCGUCGCGAAAGGGUGGUGUCGAUUUGUCGUCGCUAGCGCUGAGGUCGCAAUGUCACCGUCCCUUCUACGUUCCGUAGCCGCAGCUGAUUUUCAAGAGAGCACGAAAGGACAUGAACACUGUACAGCAGAACAAUGCAGAAGAAACCAUGUCGAGCUGUCGACAUAUAAACCUUUGCACACUGCGCCGAACUGCCAGUGUGCCUUUCUCAAGCCGUCAAUUAAAUCCGUCCGGGCCAUAUUGAACGUGAGAAAAAUCCCCGUUGUGCAGCUCAGCCAGAACGGUCGCAACCUCGAGUUGGGGGCUGUUGAUCUUUAUGACCCAAGCGCCGACUAUAUCGCCUUCUCUCACGUAUGGGCCGAUGGCCUGGGCAGCAGUACUGAAGCCGGGCUUCCUCGUUGCCAGAUCUUGCGGUUGGACCACUUGGCUGGUCUGCGUCUGAGCUUUGGUAGAUGGUUCUGGAUUGACGGUCUCCUCGUUCCAUCUCAGGAACCAUACCGUGGAAAGGCGAUUGAAAUGAUGAAAGAGACAUAUCAGAAUGCUACUGGAGUCAUAGUUCUGGACAGUAGCCUCCGCUCCCUCUCCGUAUCAGCAUCGACGCUUGAACUUGGCUGGGCAGUCUUUGCCUCUGGGUGGUUCGGUCGACUCUGGACGUACGAAGAGGGAUUUCUUCCACCGUGGGUCGACAUGGAGCUACAGGACGGACUGCUGGAUCUGUACGUCCUGAUCCAACGACUUUACAAAUCCUACUUCGACCGCUCGGGGAGUCCAUUCCCCAACGUCUUCCUCCGCGAUCUUCUGGCUGUCCUCCAAAAGGCGCGGCCUCUGGAUCGCACGGCGCGAGCACGAUUCGAUUCCCGGCCAAAGGUCAGGCGAAUCGUGGAUAUCUUCAAUGCAUUCACCAGGAGAAGGACCAGUCGUGCUGACGAUCAGCUUCUCAUCAUGGGUCUGCUGCUCGACGUUGAUGUCCGUGGACUUAUGAAAAAAGAAGGAGCCGACAGAUGGACUCACUUCUAUCUCGGUCUCGGCGAGAUUCCCUGGACGGUCGUAUUCGAUCGUCGGCCGAAAAUAGAGAAAUACCCGUUCCGAUGGGCUCCUGCUAGUUGGAUCAGUCCUGGACGAGAUGUAUGGCUCCAUUACGACGACGCACUAGGCACGAUCUCUGAUCGAGGCCUGAAAGUCAGGCUCAGUGUCUUGUCUCUAGAGCAAGCUCGUUGCACCGACAUGUCUGCUCUUUUCCUGGAAGUGGACGAACUCCGAUAUGAGCUGAGUCGAUCGAGCCCCAGUCCAUCUUCAACAUUGGACAAGUUCAACAUCGUGUUUGUGCGCUACUUCGCGCACGAAUCGCCGCAGGAGAGCCUGAGGAAGAACAACAGCUUGUUGCUGGAGGUUGGGCUGGGAUUAUUGUCACAAGAGUCCGACGACCAUCCGCUGCAGUACGAUUUUUCUCCUGGUUGGGACAUUCACCUUAUGACGGAACAAAGAGACGACAAUACGGCGCCUGUCGAGACCGUCCAAGCAGAAUGGAUGGAGAGAGAUUUCUGCUUUACAUAG